This is a messenger RNA of Salvia splendens (bonfire salvia), 2011 nucleotides long. RefSeq lists its product as uncharacterized. The coding region runs from base 1346 to 1780 and encodes 144 amino acids. The transcript has 4 exons. The record is from RefSeq and is a predicted model, not a curated record. NCBI's taxonomy places the organism in Eukaryota, Viridiplantae, Streptophyta, Magnoliopsida, Lamiales, Lamiaceae.
GGAACAAAAAAAAACUCUAGUACAAACGAGGAAUGAUAUCUCUUGUCUAGUACAAAAGAAGAAAAAACCCUGUUAUUUAAUUUUUCUGGUUCAUUUUCCUUUUCUUCUUAUUUCUUCUACUUUUCAAUAUGAAAUUCGCGGUCUUUGAUUCUUCAGGUUUUCCACAUUGCAGCAAUGGAGCGGCAAAAGAUUGAUCUGCGCGGCAUUUUCUGCCGCCGGAAGUUCUGGUUCAAGCAGCGAUGUAAACCCAUAUGAGGUGAUUUGUAGCAGUAGUAGUUUUUAUUUUCUGAGAUUUUACUGUUAUUUCUGAAAAUGAUUCUCGAUAGCUUCCCGUCACUUUGCUAUGUGCACGAGCGAGAAUUCUGCGCCUCAGUAAAAGCUAUGAGUUUCGUCAUUGAGUUGAAUGUACUGGUUUAAAGGAUUUAAGGGCUUAAUUGCUUUGGUCAAUAACUGAAGAUUGUAUUUUCUAACUACUAUAUCGUAAGAAGCACAAAAGUUUUAUAAGUGAACUGCUGAAGUAAUGAUUCUUCCCUUCCAUUGGAUUUAAAAUGUGGAGCAAUCCAAGAAAGCCUAGAGAUUGUGAAAAUUACAGAUUACACUCAAGUUUCCUCUUAAAUUUUUAAGAAUUAUGUUGAUGGUUACUGUUUUCUGAUUAAUUUAUAGUUUGAUUUCUUACAUCAAGCUUCAUUCCGCCAACAAUGUUUCUCAUUGUUUUUGAGUUUGACUGCCAUGAUAAUGCAUUAUCUUUCUUUCUGAUUAACUGACACAAUAACGAAGAUUCUCCUACUCUUUUCUUCAAAUUUUCAUAAAAAAUCACUCUUUAUCCAUUUCAAAAGAGUGAUCUUUGUUUUGAUCCGAGUGACUAACUUACAAGACAAAUGUGCUUCAAUUGUGCCUGAUAACAAUAAGGUAAUCUAUCAUUAAGUGUGUUUAUGGUAAUGGUGGUAGACAUUUGUUGUUUAAUAUCUUUAUCAUCUUGUGAAAAUAGCAUGUACCCUUGAUUUAGUCCAUCUCACUGAAAUAUGUAGUAUUGGUCCUAUGAAAAUGCAUCUUUAUGUUAUCCUAUUUCUUCUAUUCAUUUGACCCGCAGGUUUCGAAUGAUAAGCUGCCAGUCAUUCCAUGGGGACCAAGGUAUCUAUUUCCAUUACUUGCCAGACAAUACUUAUGGGAAUUAAUGUUGUUAUGCUUCCAUGAAGUUAGUUCAUUGCUGUUGCUAAAUCUUCAUUAUCCUUAUGAGCAGCAGCUACUCGAUGACCUACGUGCUACUGAUGAUCAGUAGCACAUUGGUCAUCUGAUCAAAUUUCAAUUAUUUGAAACUUCAUGUCAGUCCACAUGUCUAUGAUGGAUGCCUGAAACCUGUGUCCAGAUUUCUGUAGAUCAUCUAUUUGCAUUUCAUGCCAUUGAAUUAAUCAGUUUUGUGCUACUCUUGAUACUCCUGUCUUAUACCUCUGCCUCUGUGGUGAAGAUCUUAUGCUGUACAUUAUUCUGGUUUACCAAAUCUGAGGCCAAAGAUAUUCAAAUCAACAUGGCAAUCUCAACUGUCUUUGAAGAAGGUGGUGGGGAUGAAAGGAGGGUGUUGAGAAUGGUCAAAAGGCUGCUUCGAUCUCUUUCACUGGUUUUUGGCUGUUUAGCUUUUGCCUCUCUGGGCUACACUGGUGUUUUGAAUGUGAUCGAAUAUGCAGCUGGCUUUGUACCUGUUUUCUUGUACAACAACCAGGAAUUGCUUGUAACCGCAUCAUUGGCGCUCAUGCUCUACAUUCUAGCCUCACACUACCGAUGAGCUUCUAUACUUUUGGAUUUGCGGUUGAAGGCGCAUUCACUAGGGCAGCAAAUUAUCGCCAAGCAAUUGAGGAAAACAACAGAUUUCAGUUUUCCGUAUAGGAUUUCAAAUUUUGGAACUUAAACUGUUCUUUAACUUGAGUGAUUACUAAUUCCCCUCCGAGAAACAAAAUAGAUGAGAUGUUCAGACAGAAUAUAUGAAAUGAUAAUAAUUGAAUCAAACUUUGUUGCC